CGGAAGUUCCUGCAGAGGGAGCAUCGAGGCCAAGCCGUUGCUCCUGGGAGCCAGCAGGGUCGCCCAGAAUGACCACUGGCAGGAGCGAGAGGGCUGACCCACUUGCUCCCAUCAGUUUCUGAAGCAGGGUGACUGUGUUUGACAGACGGAUAGCCAGGCUGGCCACCACUUUAGCUCCAAAGUCCAGAGGAACAGAGAGUUAGGUCCAGAGACAUGGACACAUCGCCAGAGACGUGGUGCAUUGUCUUGUUUUCUCUUUUGGCAUGGGUUUAUGCUGAGCCGACCAUGUAUGGGGAGAUCCUGUCCCCUAACUAUCCUCAGGCAUACCCCAAUGAGAUAGAGAAAUCUUGGGAUAUAGAAGUUCCUGAAGGGUAUGGAAUUCACCUCUACUUCACUCAUCUGGACAUAGAACUGUCAGAGGACUGCGCAUAUGACUCAGUGCAGAUAAUGUCAGGGGGCACUGAAGAAGGGAAACUCUGUGGAAAGAGGACCAGCAAGAAUCCCAACUCCCCAAUUGUGGAAGAGUUCCAAAUCCCAUACAAUAAACUCCAGGUGAUCUUUAAGUCAGACUUUUCCAACGAGGAACGAUUUACUGGGUUUGCUGCAUAUUAUGUUGCCAUAGAUGUAAAUGAGUGCACAGAUUUUGCAGAUGUCCCUUGUAGCCACUUCUGCAACAACUUCAUUGGUGGUUACUUCUGUUCCUGUCCUCCAGAAUACUUUCUCCAUGAUGAUAUGAGGAAUUGUGGAGUCAACUGCAGUGGGGAUGUGUUUACUACAUUGACUGGGGAGAUUGCAAGUCCCAAUUAUCCCAAUCCAUAUCCAGAGAACUCAAGGUGUGAAUAUCAGAUCCAGUUGGAAGAAGGGUUCCAAGUGGUGGUCACUAUGCGAAGAGAAGAUUUUGAUGUGGAACCAGCUGACUCAAAGGGGAACUGCCAUGACAGUUUAGUUUUUGUUGCAAGAAACCAACAAUUUGGUCCUUACUGUGGUAAUGGAUUCCCUGGGCCCCUGACUAUUGAAACCAAGAGUAACACUCUUGAUAUUAUCUUUCAAACUGAUCUAACAGGGCAAAAAAAAGGCUGGAAAUUUCGUUACCAUGGAGAUCCAAACCCCUGUCCGAAAGAAGUCUCUGCCAAUUCUUUUUGGGAGCCUGAAAAGGCAAAAUAUGUGUUUAAAGAUAUGGUGAAGAUAACCUGUAAAGAAGGGUUCGAAGUUGUAGAGGGAAGUGUUGGCUCAACAUCUUUCGAUUCGACUUGUCAAAGCAAUGGAAAGUGGAGUAAUUCCAAACUGAAAUGUCAACCUGUGGACUGUGGCAUUCCUGAACCCAUUCAGAAUGGUAAAUUUGAAGUUCCAGAAAAUACUUUAUAUGGUUCUGUCAUUCGCUACACUUGUGAGGAGCCAUAUUACUACAUGGAACAUGAAGAAGGAGGGGAGUAUCGCUGUGCUGUUAACGGGAGCUGGGUGAAUGAAGUGCUGGGCACUGAGUUGCCCAAAUGUAUUCCAGUUUGUGGAGUCCCCAGUGAGCCCUUUACAAUGCAACAGAGGAUAUUUGGAGGAUCCCGUGCAGAUAUCAAAAAUUUCCCCUGGCAAGUCUUCUUUAAGCACCCGUGGGCUGGUGGGGCUCUCAUUGAUGAGUACUGGGUACUGACGGCUGCCCACGUUGUGGAGGAAAAUCCAGACCCAGCUAUGUAUGUCGGAUCCACAACUGUGAGAACCUCAGGUUUGGAUAGCACCCAGAUGCUUACCGCUGAACGUGUGAUUAUUCAUCCGCGUUGGCAAUCAGUGGAUGACUCCAGUUCACGAACGAAUUUUGACAAUGACAUCGCGCUGGUGCAGCUGAGGGACCCUGUGAAAAUGGGACCAAAUGUCUCCCCCAUCUGCCUGCCAGGCACCUCCUCAGAAUACAACCUCUUGCCAGGAAACCUGGGAAUGAUCUCAGGCUGGGGUCGAACUGAGAAAAGAGAUCAUGUUCUCUAUCUCAGAGGGGCAAAGUUACCUGUAGCUCCCUUAGAAAAGUGCCGAGAAGUGAAAGGGGGAAAUUCCAAAAUGAAUGCAGCUGCGUAUGUUUUCACUAACAACAUGAUCUGUGCUGGAGGAGAGAAGGGUGUUGACAGCUGUCAAGGGGACAGUGGUGGGGCUUUUGCUGUACAGGACCCCAAUGAAGAUACCCCCAAAUUCUAUGUAGCUGGCCUGGUGUCCUGGGGACCCAAGUGUGGGACCUAUGGAAUCUACACAAAGGUUAAGAACUAUCUUGACUGGAUAAAGAAAAUCAUGCAGGAAAAUAAGCCCAUUUCUAAGGACUAAUCCAUUCAUAUACUACUAGCUUCUCCAAUAGGUAUGAUCAACCCAUUGCUUUCAGUUCAUCACAAUAUUAUCAUUAUUUUACCAUGACUGAGAGAAGACAAGGUAGUAUCAUUGAGCUAGAACUUGAUUGUCAAGGUACCUGGCUGGAUGUAGAGUUUGAUCAUAGAACUGUGUUGGUUAUCCCCUUGUGGUCUGAAAACCUGUUAUAGAUCAAAUAUGAAGGAGUACACCUGUCUUGCACUCUUCAGCAGGAAUCUCUUAAUUUUUUUGGUUCUUCUUUACCAGUUUGAAUUUGCAUUUGCUUUAUCAUUCUCAGUACCCAUUAUCUACUUACA
This is a messenger RNA of Marmota flaviventris (yellow-bellied marmot), 2636 nucleotides long. RefSeq names its product complement C1s (gene C1s). Lineage: Eukaryota; Metazoa; Chordata; Mammalia; Rodentia; Sciuridae. Gene Ontology annotation, biological process: proteolysis; complement activation. The record is from RefSeq and is a predicted model, not a curated record. Gene Ontology annotation, cellular component: extracellular region. Gene Ontology annotation, molecular function: calcium ion binding; serine-type endopeptidase activity.